GCAGCUUACUGGCAGGCGGUGCCGGCGGCCGCUGCCAAAAGGGGAAGUGAUCUGGGGCAGGAGAGAUGGCCCGGGUCUGGAGCCCGCGGCCGCCGCCGCCUCCGCCACCGCCACCAAAAACAACUUGUCGGGAGCAGCCGCGACCGCGGCCGGAGCCGGAGCAGGGGCCGGAGUCGCGGCUGGAGUGGUGUCUGCGCGUGUGAGUGGCUGAGAGUUGCCCCUGCAGAAGACCUCAAACUCCGGGCGGGAGCGCUUGCGGUCGCCCGCGGCACCGCGUCCCCAGGCCCAGACAGCGGGGCGCGAGUCCCGCAGGGGCGGGACUGGCUUCUCUCAAGCCGAGCCCUUCUAGCCGGGCUCCGGAUCUUCCACGGCCUCGGGCCCCCUUCAUUUUCAGGACAGAGGCCGGAGAACGGUGGUCAUCACACACCCCAGCCGGCUUCCUGACCCGGGCAUUUUCUGUGCGGCCAAGCAGUGUUGGGGUUGUAGCUGCAGGGAGCCCCCUCCUGCCACCACCUCUCCAGCCAGGAAGAAACUGACGCGUUCCCAUGUUCUUGUUCUGCACCUCCCCACUCUUCCCAUUCAGGAACAAGUUUCUCUUCACUCUGCAUUGGAAAUCCUGCCCCGGAGGUUUAAAACGCCUAUUUUGUGUGCCCUUCCCCAACUCCUGAAGCACCCUUAGAAGUUUUGCCUACUUAAUCAGCGCUGAGAAUCCUUAAAUUUGGACUUGGCUUUCUUCACCCUUUGGGAAAUAAAGAUCCCUUUCCAUCCUCUUUACUAACACUCUGCGCCCAAGGCGUUAUCCCUUGGGGUCGCCACCUCCUUGGCUAUUUCUACCUGACUUCCCACACCCAUCUGAGUUCCAGUUUCUUCUGGGCUCCAAUCUCCAGUCCCUGGCGGAUCUGGUCAGUUCCACCCCUAGGUGGGAGUGACCAGGGGGCUCUGGCCCAGGAUUCCCAACCCUGGAAGGCAGCUCCAAGGCAGGAAGGGAAUUGGGCGUCGGGUACGAACCUGGCAGCUCAGGAGUCGGGGCUCCACUCACUCCACACAAGAAGAUGAAAAAGCGCAAAGAGCUCAAUGCAUUGAUUGGUUUGGCUGGGGACAGCCGGAGAAAGAAGCCCAAGAAAGGGCCAAGCAGUCACCGCCUGCUUCGCACUGAGCCUCCUGACUCAGACUCUGAGUCAAGCUCCGAGGAGGAAGAGGAAUUCGGUGUGGUUGGAAAUCGCUCUCGCUUUGCCAAGGGAGACUAUUUACGAUGCUGCAAGAUCUGUUACCCGCUCUGUGGUUUUGUCAUCCUCGCUGCCUGUGUUGUGGCCUGUGUUGGCUUGGUGUGGAUGCAGGUUGCUCUCAAGGAGGAUCUGGAUGCCCUCAAGGAAAAAUUUCGAACAAUGGAAUCUAAUCAGAAAAGCUCAUUCCAAGAAAUCCCUAAACUUAAUGAAGAACUACUCAGCAAGCAAAAACAACUUGAGAAGAUUGAAUCUGGAGAGAUGGGUUUGAACAAAGUCUGGAUAAACAUCACAGAAAUGAAUAAGCAGAUUUCUCUGUUGACUUCUGCAGUGAACCACCUCAAAGCCAAUGUUAAGUCAGCUGCAGACUUGAUUAGCCUGCCUGCCACUGUAGAGGGACUUCAGAAGGUAGGUGCCAUGUGUGGCAAUACUUUAAACAGCGUCCAUCUUGCUGUGGAAGCAAUGCAGAAAACUGUGGAUGAACACAAGAAAACGAUGGAAUUACUGCAGAGUGAUAUGAAUCAGCACUUCUUGAAGGAGACUGCUGGAAGCAACCAAAUCAUUCCAUCACCUUCAGCCACAUCAGAACUUGACAAUAAAACCCACAGACAGAAUGAUCUUAAAUUCGAGGGAAUGAACGAGACAGUCAGUAAUCUUACCCAGAGAGUCAACCUGAUAGAAAGCGAUGUGGUUGCUAUGAGCAAGGUAGAAAAGAAAGUAAACCUGUCCUUCAGCAUGAUGGAUGAUAGAUCCGCCACUCUGAAAAGAGAGUCUUUGGAUCAAGUCACCAACAGAACAGAUACAGUAAAAAUCCAAAGCAUAAAGAAAGAAGAUAGUUCAAAUUCUCAGGCAUCCAAGCUAAAAGAGAAACUCCAGCUGAUCAGUGCUCUUACAAACAAACCUGAGAGCAACAGACCUCCAGAGACAGCUGAUGAAGAGCAAGUAGAGAGUUUCACAUCAAAGCCAUCAGCAUUGCCAAAAUUUUCACAGUUUCUUGGAGACCCAGUUGAGAAAGCUGCCCAACUAAGACCUAUCUCCCUACCAGGAAUUUCUAGCAUUGAAGAUCUUCAGGAUUUAUUCCACAAGACUGGCCAGGACGUGGAUGGGAAGCUGACCUACCAGGAAAUCUGGACCUCCCUAGGCUCUUCUGCUGUGCCAGAACCAGAGAGCUUGAGAGCAUUUGAUUCCGAUGGAGAUGGAAGAUACUCAUUCCUGGAACUAAGGGUAGCUUUAGGUAUCUAGCCUCAUCAGGCAUAUUUUAGGAAUAGAAUGCCUAAUAUCCACUUACCUAACAACAAAACAGCUGUUACCCAUCAGUCCUCUAGUCCUCCAAACUACUGUAGCAGAUACUUUGCCACCUUUUAACUUGUUUGAAGAAAAUAUAUAAAAGUUAUUUUUUUAAAAAAGACCAUUUUACUUAUAAUAUGAUGUUCAGAAAUCUAUGAUUUCCUAAAACCAGUAAUAUCUUACAUUUUAAAAUUGCCAGAAAAAAAAAAAUUAAAGCUCUCUUUUUUUCUCUUUCCUUUUUUUGAGGGGAGGAGACUAUCUUUUAAAGCUGGGAAAUGUAUAUAGAGAGAGAAUAAGCCACCUUUUAUAUUUCACUUAAAUUUGCCUUAAAUUAGCCGCACUUUAUAGAGACUCAGAAAAUGUCUUUUCUUUAAAAGAUAGGCCUUUUCUGUUUGUAAAUAUUUAAAUGAAAGAAAGCAUUGUGCAUAUUGUAUGAAAAGUAGGAAGAAUGGUUUAGAACAGGAUGUGAACAAAUGACUUAUUUAAAAUUGCUGAUCUGGUGUGGGUGGCAGCUGAAACUGCAUCCAUGUGUCCAUAAGGCAUCCCUCAAAGGCCUAGGUGCUGCCAGGGGGUUUGGCCUGGUAGCUGGGGGAACCAAUUUCAGGGAGUAGACACUAGAGGUAGUGCUGACUCCAGGCAUGGCUCAUGGAAGUAGGAUUCUGGUUCUUUGUUCCUAUUCCCUCAGCUAAUCCCAAUUUGGGAAUCAGAGAAGUCUUGCUGGGGUUUUUUCUCAUUUUUAAUACUAUUUCAGGGUUUAUGAGCAUAAAAAGUUAUCCAUUGGGAAGCUCCAUUUUCCCUGCUAAGUGAGCUAGAUUGCCUUCCCCCACCCACCCACUUGAGUCUAUCUUAAAGCCAUAGCUGGCUUUAAGGCAGCUUUACCACCAGUACCAUCUCCAUUUUGAAUGGCAGGGCUAAAUUCCCCUAGCCGCUGCCUCACGCUGACCACCCAGAGCUUUAGAAGAGAGCCGUGCAUCUAAUUUUGACCCAGAAAAUUAUACCCCUUGAGAUUUUACCUAGAGGCUAACCAAGGGCCUGAUAUGUUUCUCUGGGGGAUGACUAAGGCUAAAAAGGUUGUGAGACGAAACAUGUGAAAUAAUAUUCAGUUUCCUUACAAUUCUCAGCUCAAAAGUAGCUAGAGGCUUUCUAUCCAAAGAGAGCUGGGCCUUCACAUGGUGGUAGCAAGUUUUUCAAAUCUAAUACGAGCAAGCCUAAUACUUCCUUUAAAUGCUUCUGUGGACCUGGCGUGAAAAGUCCCUAGACUGAAAGGAGUAAUACCUUUAUGUCAGCUGUAGGUUGAGUCUAGAAUUGCUGUGUUGUUCUUAGAAGCAGUCUUUGGUCAACAAUUUGAAAGGAAAAAAACUACAAAACAACUUUGCUAUAGGCCAAGUCAGGGAGAAAGUGGAGAAGCUUUCAUGGCACAGAUUUCUUUAGUGGAGAUCAUUUCCUUUUUAACUUUGUUCAGGUUGCCCUUCGGCUGUGGAUAUAGUCCAGUGCCCUUAAACAUUUAAGGGCUGUUUUUUUUCUUUACAUGAUGUUCAGCUUGGUGUUGACUAACCUGAAAUUUUUUUUUCUAGAAGUAUUAAAAUUUAGUUAAAGCAAGAUAAAAUCUUUUCCCAUGAAUGUGUCCACUUAUCUCAUUAUAGUUUAGGCUCCAUCUCACUUUCCUGGAAAGGUUAAAACAUAAAUUAGCCUGGCACUUUAGGUAACUUGAAAAUAAUUCUCACUCUUCUGGCUGCCUUCCAUCCACUCUCACCCCACACCCUUUUUUAAUGUAUAUACACCCUUACAGGUUUUGUAACAACCAAAUAAAAUUCUAGCAAUAAAUUGAAUUAUACUGCUAUAUUUGUAUAUACUGUACCAUAGAUAGUAUGUCUGUACCUGGAAGGUAUUUUUUUGAGAACUGAUUUAUAUGAAAUAUACUUGAGGGUAAUGUAGCUUGUCCUUUUUAGUUUCAAAUUCUUAUUCAUUGGCAGAUACUUUGAAGACAUCUUAACUCUUUGUUGUGUGUACUUUUCCCUUGCAUCAGAUAGCUAUACGUGGAGGAGUCCAAUUUGUUUUUUAGUUUAUCUUCUGUUCUUCCUACCUUGCACUUGUCUGACUAGUAUCAUCCCUGAGCUGGUGUGUCGUGCCAUCCUCUCCCCCUACCAAGUUUGGCAGAGGUGUUUAUGCUGCACUCUCAGAUCUAUGAAUAUCCUUGUCAUCCUGCCUGAGAAAGUACCAUAUCUUCCAGGCAAGAGGAGGGUAUCUUGAACUCCUUUCUUCUGAGUUGAGCAGACUCAUGAGGUUAAGAGUCCCAUAAGCCUAUUAUUUAGUGUGAAUUUGGGACUUUUAUUUGUAUGCUGUCUUAACUUACCGAGCCUGUGACUCGUAUUCAGCUGUAGUCAAGCCUCACCAGCCAUAUCUCAUCUCUGAGAGGAAGAUUGGACAGCGGUAGUGAGUUUGGUUUUGGUUUUGGUUUUAAAUCCUUUUACCUUUUCAGUCUGGCAGCUCCUACUGCUGCUUUCCUAAGUUAUGAAAGCACUGCUUCUUGGUCCUUGUUUUGUUUUUUGUUUUUGUUGUUUUGCCUUGCACCAUCUUGUAUAAUGUUUACUAAAAAAGCCUCCCUAUAAAUCAGAGAGGCAAAAAGGUAGCAUAGAAAAAGAAAAACGAGAAGAAGAGAAUACCUGACUUCAAGAUGUCUGUGGUGUCAUCUAAAAGGCGGAGAGGUACCUGGCCCUCAGGAAUGUAUCUGAUGCAACAGAGCUGAAGAGUGGAUUCCCUUCACCUACUGCUGGCCAUUUUCCCUUCCGUUAAAGAUUCCUUUUUUAUGGUUCCUGUUCAUAACCCCUUCAACACCCCCCCCCCCUUGCUUGUCCUGCCGGUCACAGUUGAGGAUUUUGGCUGUGAUGGGCCCACACUCAUAAUGGCCUGUUGAGUUGUUUUUAGUGACAGGUUUUGUUUGCUGCACACCUCAUUGGCUUGCUUACCAACACCAGCUAGAUGUGGUCCCUCUUUCAUAUCCAAACCAGAACACAUUUGGGUAUUCCUGAGACUUUAUAGAGCGUGUAUUGUUUGUUAUACGAACCUAACCUACCUUGUUGUUUUCUCAUAUUAAGAAAUUUAAAUCUUUCUUUUAGUGGAGCUAUUUUGGUAAUGUAUAAGCAGUUUUGGUUCUGUUUAGGGAGAAUUCAGGAUUUUCAUGACUUGAUUUGAGCUUUGCAUAUUUCAUAUAAGUAACACAGCCAUUUUAAUUUAGCUAAAUAAAAAAAUUUCUUUUUCUCUCAA
Messenger RNA from Cebus imitator (Panamanian white-faced capuchin), 5774 nucleotides. RefSeq names its product EF-hand calcium binding domain 14 (gene EFCAB14). The record is from RefSeq and is a predicted model, not a curated record. The coding region runs from base 1053 to 2465 and encodes 470 amino acids. NCBI's taxonomy places the organism in Eukaryota, Metazoa, Chordata, Mammalia, Primates, Cebidae. The transcript has 11 exons. Gene Ontology annotation, molecular function: calcium ion binding.